Phragmites australis (common reed) is the source of this 1024-nucleotide messenger RNA. Its product is annotated as transmembrane emp24 domain-containing protein p24beta2-like. Gene Ontology annotation, cellular component: Golgi apparatus; endoplasmic reticulum; endoplasmic reticulum-Golgi intermediate compartment. Gene Ontology annotation, biological process: intracellular protein transport; endoplasmic reticulum to Golgi vesicle-mediated transport; Golgi organization. The record is from RefSeq and is a predicted model, not a curated record. Lineage: Eukaryota; Viridiplantae; Streptophyta; Magnoliopsida; Poales; Poaceae. The transcript is spliced from 5 exons. Bases 206 to 844 code for a protein of 212 amino acids.
GUUUUCCGUUUCUUCCUCACGAUUGCACGAACGAGCGAAGUCACGGUCAGCUCGCUUCGCCAGUUCCCUCCCCGAUUACUUCUUCCUCCACCGAGGCGGAGGGAAGCGCCGCCCAGAUCGCCGGAGCCGGAGACCGAGCAGCAAACUCCCCAAUUCCUCGCUGAAGCACUGUAGAAUCAGUUGCUAUUGUUCCUGCCAAUAAAACAUGGAGGGGCUGAGCUGGAGAACGGUGUGUUUAUCGGCGCUCUUCGUCGUGCUGUUCUUGCGCCCGGCGGCGGCCAUCCGCUUUGUGAUUGAUCGGGAAGAAUGCUUCUCGCACAACGUGGAAUACGAGGGGGAUACGGUCCAUGUAUCGUUCGUGGUGAUCAAGGCAGAAACCCCGUGGCAUUAUAGCGAGGAAGGCGUGGAUCUCGUGGUUAAAGAUCCCAAUGGUGCUCAAGUUCGCGAUUCUCGUGAUAAGACUAGUGAUAAGUUUGAGUUCAUAGUCCAGAAGCGAGGUGUCCAUCGCUUCUGCUUCACCAAUAAAUCUCCGCAUCACGAAACCAUAGACUUUGAUGUGCAUGUUGGCCAUUUUUCAUACUUUGAACAGCAUGCCAAAGAUGAACAUUUUGCACCAUUGUUCGAACAAAUUGCAAAGUUAGAUGAGGCACUUUACAACAUUCAGUUCGAACAGCACUGGCUAGAGGCCCAAACUGACCGGCAAGCAGUAUUGAACGAAAACAUGAGCAGGAGGGCAGUCCAUAAGGCGCUCCUCGAGUCAGCGGCGCUGAUCGCCGCCAGCGUCAUCCAAGUCUAUCUUCUCCGCCGGCUCUUUGAGCGCAAGCUGGGGACAUCUAGGGUGUAACGCCCUAGUAGCAGCUCGGCCGCUCCGCAAGUAGUCAUGAUCCCAACUUAACUGUUAUACUGAGUUGUAUGGCUUCUAGAUCUGCUAAUACUUACUUGUUUGUGGAUUCCUGUUACAUGCAAUCUUUUGUGAUUCUAUAGAUGAGAACUCUGAAAGUUAAAUCGUCGUUAGUGCCAUGCA